GAUGUCGUGACGUCAUAGACCCUGCAGACCACACCCAGUGCGCGCGUGCAUGUGUGUGUGUGCGCGCAGUAACACACACACUUCCUGCUGGAGCUGCGCGCGCUCACAAGUUUGCCAUAAUGAGUUACCCUGGAUACCCUGGUUACCCACCUCAGGAUGGUGGUUUCCCAGCAGGGGGUGCUUACCCUCCCCAACAGCAGGGUGGAUAUCCUGGUUACCCCCCUCAGGCUGGGGGUUACCCACCAGGAGGUGCAUACCCUCCACAACAGCCGGGCGGAUAUCCAGGGCAGCCCCCUCAGGGAGGUGGAUAUCCAGGGCAGCCCCCUCAGGGAGGUGGAUAUCCAGGGCAGCCCCCUCAGGGAGGUGGAUAUCCAGGGCAGCCCCCUCAGGGAGGUGGAUAUCCAGGGCAGCCCCCUCAGGGAGGUGGAUAUCCAGGGCAGCCCCCUCAGGGAGGUGGUUACCCUGGCUACCCCGGAUACCCUCAAGACCAGUCGGGAGGUUACUCUGGAAUGCCCCAAGGUGGAUGGGGAGGUCAGCCUGGGUUUGGAGCGCCAGGAGGAGGGAUGCCACAGGGGUAUCCUGGAGGUCCUGGAGGUCCGGCGCCAGGGCAACAACCAAUGCCAAAUUACCCUGGAGGUGCUCCUGCCCCAAACCCCUCAUAUCCCAGCAUGCCUGGCUCUGGAGGACCUGCAGUUCCUGCUUUUAAGCAAGGUUUUCGUGGCACCAUAAAGGACGCCCCUGGUGCUGACCCUCUACGAGAUGUUGAAGUUCUCCGCAAAGCCAUGAAGGGCUUUGGCACUGAUGAGAACGCCAUCAUCGAGUUACUCGGGAGCCGCUCCUGUAAGCAGCGUGUGCCAUUGGUUAAAGCUUACAAGACCACUUACGGGAAGGAUCUGAUCCAUGAUAUAAAGUCGGAGAUAUCUGGGAACUUUGAGACUCUUGUGGUGGCCAUGUUGAAGAGCCAGGCCGAGUACGACGCCGCCGAGCUCCAUAACGCCAUCGCGGGUGCAGGGACAGAUGAAAAAUGUCUGAUUGAGAUUCUGGCGUCUCGCUCCAACGCUGAGAUUCAAGAGAUCAACCGUAUUUAUAAAGCGGAAUACAGUAAAACUCUGGAGGACGCCAUCAUCCAUGACACCUCGGGUCACUUCCGCAGGCUGCUGGUUUCCCUCAGCCAGGGGAACCGUGAUGAGCGCGAGACCGUGGACGUGUCUGUGGCCAAGCAGGAUGCUCAGGCACUCUACAGUGCAGGAGUGAAGAAACUCGGGACGGAUGAGUCUCAGUUCAAUGCCGUUCUGUGUUCACGCAGCAAACCACACCUGCGACAGGUGUUUCAUGAGUACCAGCAGAUGUGUGGAAAGGACCUUGAGAAGAGCAUCGCCAGUGAGAUGCAUGGAAAUCUGGAGAGUGGCAUGCUGGCAGUGGUGAAGUGUAUCAAGAACACACCCGGCUUCUUCGCGGAGAGACUCCACAAGGCUCUGAAGGGGGCGGGGACUAAGGAUCGAACCCUGAUCCGUAUCAUGGUGACUCGCUCUGAGGUCGACAUGUUGGACAUUAGACAGGAAUACCUGCGCAACUACGGCAAAUCCCUUUACGUCGACAUCUCGGGUGACACGUCUGGUGACUACAAGAAGUUGCUGCUGAAGCUGUGUGGAGGAAGUGAUUAAGAGUACACACGCCAUCGCACACCAUGACACACCAUCUCACUCACUCACACACACACAUAUAUAUUCAUAUGUCAAUCUCACACUGCUGAUCCUUCAGCCUGGUGUGUGUGUGUGUGUGUGUGUGUGUGUGUUAAAACCUGUGUCAUAUUUCUACAGAGUUUAUAGCAGCUUACUCCCACAUAGUGAACUAUUUUACACAGGAAGUACAAUCAUUAUGGCCUUAUAGUGUAUGUGCCUUUAUAAACUACUACGCAUUUUAUGUGUGUGUGUAACUAACAAUCACAAUAAAUUCAGAAGUAAGAACAUUAGUUUGUCCAUUCAUUACUGAACCUACUGCAUUUAUACCUGUCUGUCUUUUAAUCAUUCUGUCUGUCUUUUAAACUUUUCUGUCUUUGCACCCACCUUUGUCAAUAGGUCUGUCUCUCCAUCUGCUAUAUUUCCAAUCUGUCUUUCUCUCUGUUAUUCUUUCUAUCUGUCUUUCAUUCUGCCUGUCUGUCUGUCUCAUUAUAUCCAGUCCUGUGCACCAAGAUGUUAAAAAUGAAACCAUACAUUUCUCCACGUAAUAAAGAGAUGAAGAAUAUCAGUCAUUAAA
Molecule: messenger RNA, 2256 nt
Organism: Neoarius graeffei (lesser salmon catfish)
Lineage: Eukaryota; Metazoa; Chordata; Actinopteri; Siluriformes; Ariidae
Product: annexin A4-like
Exons: 15
Coding region: 120-1664 (514 amino acids)
Biological process (GO): cytokinetic process; phagocytosis
Cellular component (GO): cytoplasm
Molecular function (GO): calcium ion binding; calcium-dependent phospholipid binding
Source: RefSeq, a predicted model, not a curated record